This is a messenger RNA of Trichosurus vulpecula (common brushtail), 1885 nucleotides long. It is a transcript of the gene IDS, whose product is annotated as iduronate 2-sulfatase. The transcript is spliced from 9 exons. The coding region runs from base 146 to 1828 and encodes 560 amino acids. NCBI's taxonomy places the organism in Eukaryota, Metazoa, Chordata, Mammalia, Diprotodontia, Phalangeridae. The record is from RefSeq and is a predicted model, not a curated record. Gene Ontology annotation, molecular function: iduronate-2-sulfatase activity.
AGUCCGGGCGGGCGGAGCCAACCUAAUGGACUCUAAAAGGGUGCGUGCUCGGCACCGCCUCUAGGGUAUACCCUCGAGAUUGGAAAAAAGUUCCUUUUGGGGGGUAACGCGAAGAGACCCGACCCGGACGAAAGGCCUGAAAGAGAUGACGCUGCCAAACCCGGGCUUGUUGUGGCUGAGGCUCGCGGUUUCGUUUGCCUUCGCGCCUCCGCUGCUGAGCGCUCCUUCUGCUGAAGGCCCAGGGUACGCGGCACCCGAGGAUCCGCUGGAUUCGGUCGGGGUCGGUUCACUGAAAGGUGGCCUGAAUGUUCUCUUGAUCAUCGUGGAUGACCUUAGGCCUGCCCUGGGCUGCUAUGGAGAGGCUCUCGUGAAAUCUCCAAACAUUGAUCAGCUCGCCUCUCGUAGUGUGGUGUUCCAAAACGCCUUUGCCCAACAAGCUGUGUGUGCCCCAAGUAGGGUGUCUUUCUUAACUGGUCGGAGACCUGACACUACCAGAGUGUAUGACUUCAAUUCCUACUGGAGAGUACAUUCAGGAAACUAUUCUACAAUCCCUCAGUAUUUCAAAGAGAAUGGCUACGUGACUUUGUCAGUUGGAAAAGUGUUUCACCCUGGGAUUUCUUCAAAUUACAGUGAUGAUUUUCCAUACAGCUGGUCAAUUCCACCUUUUCAUCCCUCCUCUGAACAGUAUGAAAAUAGCAAGACAUGUAAAGGUCAGGAUGAAGAACUUCAUGCCAACUUGAUUUGCCCUGUGGAUCUUGAUGAUGUACCUGAAGGAACCUUGCCUGAUAAACAGAGCACUGAAGAAGCCAUACGAUUGCUAGAAAAGAUGAAAAAAAUGAAUGGUCUUUUCUUUCUGGCUGUUGGCUAUCAUAAACCUCACAUCCCAUUCAGAUACCCCAAGGAAUUUCAGAAACUGUAUCCCUUGGAAAAUAUUACUCUGGCUCCUGAUCCUCAGAUCCCUGCUGGACUACCUCCUGUGGCAUAUAACCCCUGGAUGGAUAUCAGAGAGAGGGAAGAUGUUCAGGCCUUAAACAUCAGUGUUCCCUAUGGCCCAAUUCCUACAGAGUUUCAGCGGAAAAUCCGUCAGAGUUAUUUUGCAUCUGUUUCUUACUUGGAUUCACAAGUUGGUCACCUGUUAAAUGCUUUGGAUGAACUUCAGCUCUCUAACAACACAAUUGUUGCCUUUGUAUCUGAUCAUGGAUGGGCUCUGGGUGAACACGGAGAAUGGGCCAAGUACAGCAAUUUUGAUGUAGCCACUCAAGUGCCCCUGAUGUUUUAUGUCCCUGGAAAGACUGCUCCAUUUCCUUCUCCUGGAGAGAAGCUUUUUCCUUACAUUGAUCCUUUUGACUCAACAUCAGACGUGGUGGUUCCAGGAGGGCGAGCCGUGGAGCUUGUUGAACUUGUGUCCCUUUUUCCGACUCUCUCAGAACUUGCUGGACUGAAUGUACCCCGACGCUGUCCAUUUGAUUCAUUUAACAUUGAGCUGUGCAGAGAAGGACCAAGCCUUGUUAGGUAUUUAAACUUCACCAAAUGGGAAACAGACCCUUAUGACAGCACCAGGAAACCCAUUGACCUCGUGGCAUACAGCCAGUAUCCACGGCCUUCAGAUACCCCUCAGUGGAAUUCUGAUAAGCCACAUUUAGAAGAUAUAAAAAUUAUGGGCUAUUCCAUCCGUACAGUAGACUACAGGUUUACUGUAUGGGUCAGCUUUAACCCUGAGAAUUUCAGUGCUGAUUUUACUGACAUCCAUGCAGGUGAACUGUAUUUUGUAGACAGUGACCCCCUGCAGGAUCAUAAUGUUUAUAACCAGACCAUGGGCGUAUAUUAAAACUCACCAGGUCAUUGGGCCAUAAGUUUUAUAUAAUUAAAUGGCUUUUUGUUUACA